UGGACUUUGCGCAGGAGGGGGAAAGCCUGACAUUCCUGAAAAUGGCAGCUGAGACAUCCACAGAAGUUCCAAAAACUGCUAGACAAUUCGUCCUUAAAGAAGAGGUAAUUGUAGAAAGAAAAUGGUUGAAGCUUGAAGAAACAACUUACACUGAUCCCUUUGGUAAAACCAGAACUUGGGAAACUGUAAAACGUACUGGCAACAAAAAGGGGGUUUCAGCUGAUGGUGUAGCAGUGAUCGCGGUACUACAGAGAACUCUCCACUAUGACUGCAUCGUCCUAGUGAAACAGUUCAGGCCUCCAAUUAACAGCUAUUGCUUGGAAUUUCCUGCAGGCCUCAUUGAGGAAAAUGAGACUGCAGAAAGCGCCGCACUGCGAGAGCUGGAGGAAGAAACUGGGUACAAGGGGGAAGUUGUGGAAUGUACUCCAGCUCUCUGCUUGGACCCAGGUUUGUCAAACAGCACAACACACAUCGUGAGCGUCACCAUUAACGGAGAUGAGGCCGAGAAUACAAGACCUAAGCAAAAACUCGAUGACGGAGAAUUUGUGGAAGUUAUUUCACUUCCAAAGAAUGACCUACUGCAAAGAAUCGAUGAACUCAUAGCAGAAGAACACAUUGCAGUGGACGCCAGGGUUUAUACUUACGCCCUGGCCCUGAAGCGUGCAGCAGAGAAACCGCUCCAAGUUCCUUUUAUGAAGUUCUAAAACUAGAUGAUGAGAAAUCUAGUGGAAAACUGCCCUGUUCGGAUGGCUUAGAUGUCUAGCUCUUGUUGCAAUAAGGGGCCUUUGUUUACUUGUAGAGCAAAAACAAAGCAUUUGUAGGUAUGAUUCUGAUGUUUUUAUCUGGAAUUAUGUAACUGACAGAAAGCAUUUCUUCUAACUGCUCAGUCUAUCAAGCCUUGACAGAAUAAUCGCAAUAAAAACACUGCUGAUUUUCA
Eurypyga helias (sunbittern) is the source of this 937-nucleotide messenger RNA. RefSeq names its product nudix (nucleoside diphosphate linked moiety X)-type motif 5 (gene NUDT5). Bases 42 to 704 code for a protein of 220 amino acids. Gene Ontology annotation, cellular component: nucleus. Gene Ontology annotation, molecular function: ADP-ribose diphosphatase activity. Gene Ontology annotation, biological process: ribose phosphate metabolic process; nucleoside phosphate metabolic process. The record is from RefSeq and is a predicted model, not a curated record. The transcript has 9 exons. NCBI's taxonomy places the organism in Eukaryota, Metazoa, Chordata, Aves, Eurypygiformes, Eurypygidae.